This is a messenger RNA of Anguilla anguilla (European eel), 1654 nucleotides long. It is a transcript of the gene spam1, whose product is annotated as sperm adhesion molecule 1. Gene Ontology annotation, molecular function: hyalurononglucosaminidase activity. Gene Ontology annotation, biological process: carbohydrate metabolic process; hyaluronan catabolic process. Gene Ontology annotation, cellular component: acrosomal vesicle. Lineage: Eukaryota; Metazoa; Chordata; Actinopteri; Anguilliformes; Anguillidae. The record is from RefSeq and is a predicted model, not a curated record. The transcript is spliced from 3 exons. The coding region runs from base 89 to 1456 and encodes 455 amino acids.
GUGUGUGACGUGUCGUGUGAGUCUGCUCGUAUGUACGUACGUACACGCAAGUGUGUGAAACUGAUAAUUCUCACUCACAGGCAUAACGAUGGACCAGGUCAUCCAGACGAGGAGAGGCAGUGCUCUGCUGUCGUCCGCCCUCACCUUCUACCUGCUGGGGGCCCUAAGCCACGCCCUGCCCCACCCUCCGACCGCUCCCCCUCUUUACGAAGGCCUGCCCUUCAUCGUGGUGUGGAACAUACCCACGAUCGCUUGCCGAAAGCACGCCGUUCCCCUGGACACCUCCCCGUUCCGGGCGGUGACCACGCCUGCCAAGGUGCCCGGGCAGCCCCUCAUGCUGUUCUACUCGAACCGGCUGGGGCUGUACCCGCACGUGAACGCGGCCACCAAGCAGAAGCUCUACGGGGGCAUCCCGCAGAGAGGCAACCUGACGGCCAGCCUGGCCAAGGCCCAGACCGACAUCGCCCAUUACAUCACCUCCGAGUCCGACCCCGGGAUGGCCGUCAUCGACUGGGAGGACUGGCGCCCCCUGUGGGAGAGGAACUGGGGUUCCAAGAGGAUCUACCGCAUCUUGUCCAUCAUCCACGCCCGUCAGAAACACCCCUUCAUGUCCUCUAGUCAAACCAUUGCCGCGGCGAAGAGUCAGUUCCAGGACGCCGCUCGGAACUACAUGGCAGCGACCCUGGGGCUGGGGGUGAGGCAGAGGCCCCGGUACCUGUGGGGCUUCUACCUGUUCCCCAAUUGCUACAACUACGGGUGGGCGGAGCCCGGCUACACCGGGAGGUGCCCCGCGGAGGCGCAGAGCCAAAAUGAUGAGCUGCUGUGGCUGUGGGAGUCGAGCACUGCCCUCUACCCGUCCGUCUACCUGCUGUCCUCCCUGGGAGGGAGCGGCAGCGCUGCCCUGUACGUCCGUAACCGCGUCCAGGAGGCCAUGAGAGUGGCCGUGUUACCCAAGAGGCCCUUCACCGCCCCUGUCUACGUCUACACCCGUCCGGUCUUCCCUGACCAGAACAAGAGCUUCCUCAGCACGGGGGACCUGGUCAGCACCAUCGGGGAGUCGGCGGCAGUGGGGGCCUCCGGCUCAGUGCUGUGGGGGGCCAGCGCAGACUACAACGACAAGACUUCAUGUGAAGCCCUGUCCAAUUACCUAACAUCCACCCUCAACCCAUACAUUGCCAACGUGACGGCGGCGGCCAAGCUGUGCAGCCGCUCGCUCUGCCAGGGCAACGGCCGCUGCGUGCGGAAGAACUACGACUCCAGUGACUACCUGCACCUGAACCCUCGAACCUUCACCAUCAUCAGGUACAAGAUGAGUUAUGUGGCCAUCGGCAGGCUCACCGUCUCUGACCUGAGCGUCUUCGGCAAAAAGUUCACCUGUCAGUGCUACGCUGGUCGGGACUGCUCCCCCAAACUAUCCACCCUGCUUUCCAGGACCCCGCUAGUCAUUCACUUGUAGCAUGGCAUAGCUUUUAAUACAUGACAAAAUGUAUUUAAUUUAUGAGUGGGCACACUCAAAUCUCAGGCAAGUUGUCAAAUGUUAAAAAUCAGCACAGGACUGGUUGUUUCAUUUCACCGAACUGCAAAUCAGUCAACGCUUUUGUGUUGUAAGCUUUUAAUAUAUUUGCUUUGUAUAACCAUUUCUUCAUCCAUGUGC